AUGGCCGGAAGAAAGAAAUGCAUGGACAUCCAUGCAGCUCUGAAUCCUCUGAUUAUGAUCACAACGAUUCUCCUUACUGCAACGAUUGCCAUGGCCGGUGAUGACGCUGUCGUACCAGCCCAAAAAUCCGAACUGGACAAGUGGUUCAAUGACAUUGUGAAGCCAUUCGAACAACAUAAGUCCUCGCUUGACUCUGACCUUGCCAAGGCGGAGGAUGGAGCCAAUAAAGUUGUGAAGGUCAUGCAAAGUGGGGGAGACUUCAAGACAGUCACGGAGGCCAUCAAUAGCAUUCCGGCCGGUAACACUAAACGUGUGAUUAUAUACAUUGGAGGGGGUACCUACAAUGAGAAAAUAACAAUUCCGAAAGACAAACCAUUUGUCACAUUAGUUGGGGAUUCAAAGAACAUGCCGAAGUUGACAUUUAAUGGUGAUGCUGCCAAAUAUGGGACGGUGGAUAGUGGUACAUUGACGGUGUUAUCCGAUUACUUCGUCGGGGCCAACUUAAACAUCAUAAAUUCCUCGCCAAGGCCCGAUGGAAAACGAGAGGGUGCACAAGCAGUUGCCCUGAGGUUGUCCGGGACCAAGGCCGCAAUGUAUAACUGCAAAAUGAUUGGAUUCCAGGACACUAUUUGUGAUGAUAGAGGAUAUCAUUUCUUCAAGGAUUGCUACGUUGAAGGAACUGUGGAUUUUAUUUUUGGAAGCGGGAAAUCUCUCUAUUUGAGCACACAGUUAAAUGUAUUAGGAGAUACCGGAAUGACUGCAAUAACGGCUCAGGCAAGAGAUGCUAAAACAGAAGACACCGGAUACUCAUUUGUUCACUGCAACAUAACCGGAACCGGCAAGGGCACAUUUUUAGGCAGGGCAUGGAGGGCUAGUCCUCAGGUGGUGUAUGCCUACACCUCCAUGGGAGACGUCAUCAGUCCAGAAGGAUGGACCGACAAUAAACACCCUGAAUAUGACAACUCUGUUAAUUUUGGAGAGUACAAGUGUAUUGGUCCAGGUUCAAGCAUGAGCAAGAGAGUGAAAUUCACAAAAGAGCUGAGUGAUGCAGAUGCCAAACCUUACAUCAGCCUUGGCUUUAUUGAGGGUUCCAAAUGGUUGCUUCCUCCUCCAAAUCCAAAGGUGUAA
Molecule: messenger RNA, 1128 nt
Organism: Argentina anserina (silverweed cinquefoil)
Lineage: Eukaryota; Viridiplantae; Streptophyta; Magnoliopsida; Rosales; Rosaceae
Product: putative pectinesterase 63
Exons: 4
Coding region: 1-1128 (375 amino acids)
Biological process (GO): pectin catabolic process; cell wall modification
Molecular function (GO): pectinesterase activity
Source: RefSeq, a predicted model, not a curated record